Molecule: messenger RNA, 2564 nt
Organism: Mercenaria mercenaria
Lineage: Eukaryota; Metazoa; Mollusca; Bivalvia; Venerida; Veneridae
Product: putative transporter SVOPL
Exons: 14
Coding region: 637-2118 (493 amino acids)
Biological process (GO): transmembrane transport
Cellular component (GO): membrane
Molecular function (GO): transmembrane transporter activity
Source: RefSeq, a predicted model, not a curated record
UCAAACAUUUAUGUUUAAGAUUGUGAUCCUCUCGUUAUUACACAUUUGAUUGAGACUGAAUUUCUGUUGUUACAUUUGGAAAUAACGUGGUUGUAAAUUGAUAUACAUAUUGAAAAUAUUUAGGAUUACAGCUGUGUUCUUUGUACUUAAAUGUCUUCUUCCUACCCGAUUAAUUUUGGUAUGCAACAUUACAAUUGUUUUCACUGGAUUUUAAUUACCGCGAUGGUAUUUAGCAAUAUGUUGAUCAAUGUCAAGUUAAUGAGACCUUUAUGUAUAUUUUGUUAUAACACAAUGCUACGUAUAUGAUUAAAAUUAUUCUUUUUUUAUAUUGUAGAGAUAUUUCCAAUUCUAAAUGCUAUAAAUAUCUUAAGGCGUGAAAAGGAUGUAUAUGUCUUUGACAGUAAAUGGCGUUCAUCUGUGCGUAUUCGUUUUUAUAUAUCACUUUCGGAGAUGACAUUUUUGUAUAAACAAUUAAUGCAGAGGCAUGUGGGUCUUAUUCAAAUAUUGCGUGAUAAACACAUCCAUAUUGAUACUGGUAAUAAUAAAUGAAAUGAAUGAUAUAGAAUAUCACAGGACUCAUACUACAUUGUAAACAAGUGACAUAUACUUUCUAUUGUGCUGAAGAGAUUUUAUGAUAUGGAGUUAGCAGAUGGUAGAAUCUUUUUUACAAAGAUAUCUGGGAAUCAUUCUGAAGAGGACAACUACAAUGUCGAUAUAACAACAUUGACGGAUGACGCGGAUUUCAAGGAGGAAGAUGAUAACGAUGAUGAAACAUAUACUGUCGAAGAAGCAGUUGAAAAACUAGGGAUCGGAUGGUUCCAGUUUCGGCUAUGGAGUAUCACUGGCCUUUUUUCGGCGGCUGAUGCGUGUGAGAUGAUGUUAUUAGCGGUGCUGUCUCCUGUGGUUAGGUGUGAAUGGGGACUUACACAAGCACAAGUUGCUCUGAUUACCACAGUUGUGUUUGUUGGUAUGGGGACUAUGUCACCUUUCUGGGGAAUGAUAGCGGACAAAUACGGAAGGCGGAAUAUAUUGUUACUGGCGUCAUGGCUUGUCUGGUACUUUGGAUUGCUGACGUCAUUCAGUCCGUCAUACGCUUGGAUUCUUAUACUACGUGGGCUAGUCGGGGGAGGAAUCGCCGGAAUGCCUCAUGGGUUCACACUUCUGACAGAGUAUCUCCCGAAGAAAUAUAGAGCCAAAAUACUGAUUUUCGGGUCUGUAUGCUGGGCAUCAGGAACUAUGUUCGAGAUAUGCCUUGCCGCCAUAAUAAUACCAAGAUUAGGCUGGAGAUGGCUUCUCAUUCUUUCGUCUGUACCAUGUCUAGUCAUAAUUAUCCUCUUUAGGUUUCUUCCACCAUCUGCGAGAUUUCUUGUUGGCGCCGGGAGGAAACGAGAGGCACUGAAAGUGUUAGAAACCAUGUCAAGAUUAAAUAAAUCAAAAUUACCGGAUGGUGAGCUCGUCCCAGAAACACAGGAGGAAAGAGGAAACCUAAAACUUCUUUUUUCUUCAUCCUACAAGCGAACAACUAUACAGAUGUGGUUUUUGUGGUUUGGUACGGCACUUACGUACUAUGGCAUGGUGCUCGCGAGUGCUGAAAUUUUACAACUUCAUAAUACAAAAGAAUCUGGAGGCGAAGCGUGUAAGUGCAAUUUACUGAAAAAUGACGAUUACGCAUCCAUGAUUGUUAGUACCCUGGGGGAGUUUAUCUCACUACCCUUGAAUAUGUUACUCAUCGACCUCAUUGGGCGGCGAUUUACUGGUGCAGUUAACUUCAUGGGUUGUACCGUGUUCUUUCUUCUUAUACAAUUCCACGUGUCACAAGAAUUGCUCACCUUUUUCAUCUUCAUGGUUAGAGGGUUCUCCACUGGCAUUUUUAAUUUUGUUUACAUCUAUACAUCAGAGGUGUAUCCUACUUCAAUACGUGCCUCUGGUCUAGGGACAUGUUCCGCUUGUGCUCGUAUCGGGGCAAUGAUUACACCUUUUCUAGCACAGGUAUUAUUAGACGCUUCCCUGACGGCGGCGGUGUGGGUUUAUGGAACUAUUUGUUUGUGUUGCGCUAUAACAGCAGCAUUAUUACCGAUUGAAACAAAAGGAAGAGCUUUACGGCAAGUGGUGUCUUGAUUGUUAACACGACAGGUUAAAGUUGGCUCAACAAAAAGUAGAUGCACUUCAAGGACGGAGAGACGCAUAACAGGCCAAAAAAGUUUCUGCUUUGGUCUCUGGACGUUCUCUCUUCGUACAAGUUGUUGAUGCUGAUGAUAAAACAAACAUACGUGAUUGCGAACAAGGAUUAUAUCAUCAGCUUAAUGUCACGUCAUUUUUGGCAUAUUUAUGGCAGAAUGACACGUUCGCAAAAUUACAUACAUUUUGUAUUUAGUCAUUGAUCUCUGCAUCUGUCUGUGUUAUUUGCAUGCUAUGUUCUGUUUUCCUGCAUAAGUUAUGUUUUAAAGAUAAUUACCCACAGUAUUUUAGUAUCACUAUGGUUUCAUAUACAUUUUGUGCAAUCGGAUGAUCAAGGGUAGGAAGCUAAUAAAACGUAACUUCAACACACAUGAUAUUUUACUAUU